Molecule: messenger RNA, 6212 nt
Organism: Schistocerca serialis cubense
Lineage: Eukaryota; Metazoa; Arthropoda; Insecta; Orthoptera; Acrididae
Product: inactive phospholipase C-like protein 2
Exons: 20
Coding region: 16-3195 (1059 amino acids)
Biological process (GO): intracellular signal transduction; lipid metabolic process
Molecular function (GO): phosphatidylinositol-4,5-bisphosphate phospholipase C activity
Source: RefSeq, a predicted model, not a curated record
GACUGCCUGCGGUACAUGAUGAACGGCACUACGCUGAUCAAACUGCGGCCAAACGGAAGGCAGUACCACCGAUACUUCACUCUCUCUGAAGACCUUACAUACAUUACCUGGGAACCAACAAACAAGAAAAUCGUCAAAGCACGAUUGGACGUAGACAGUAUCCGAGAAAUACGUCACGGCCGCUCCACUGAUGUUCAGCUUGACAGGACCUUACACGACCCAUUCACUGAAGACUGCGCCUUUUCCAUUAUGUACGGUGACAACUUCGAGUCUAUAGACUUCCUAGCUUCCUCGGCAGUGGAAGCAAACAUCUGGGUGGUGGGACUCACCGCCUUGAUGGGACUACAAAAAGACCCGCUGGAGGAGAAAGAGAAGAUGCGAGAACGCUGGCUGCAGAAGAGCUUCGAGGUGGCUGUAGCGACCGUCCCGGAGUCUGAGGACGGCACGUUGGACCAGCAGCAGGUGGUGACGCUGGUGCAGAGAGUCUCGGGCCGCGCCUUCAGCAGCGACCAUAUCCUGCAGAAACUUGCCGAAUAUGACUACGUGAACAACCCUGGAAAGAGGGGACAACUUGACUGCAGAGGAUUCGUUGAAAUAUAUAAGGAAAUUACAGCCAGACCGGAUAUUUACGCUCUCAUGUACAAGUUCGCUCGCAGAGACUUUUUCACUGCUUAUGACCUGCUCUUCUUCUUGGCAGGCGAACAGGGCCUGAAAGACGUAACACUGGAGAGAUGUAUGGAGCUCAUCAACAACUAUGAGACUACAGAAGAAGGUCGCAACAAUAAGUACCUGACAGUCGAUGGUCUCGCAAGAUAUUUGACAUCGAAAGAAUGCGACGUGUUUGCUCCAUCACAUGCCGUUUUAUGGCAGGACAUGUCAAAACCGAUUACUGACUACUACAUUUCCAGCUGCCAGAAUUCAUUCCUUUCAGAGGGUCAGCUGAGAGGGGAUACGGGCGUAGAGGGAAUCAUCCGGGCGCUCGGCAGUGGCUGCCGAUCUGUCAGAAUUGACUGUUGGAAUACUUCACUAGAACAGACUGCCAGUCCAGAAAAUUAUGAAGAAACAAAGGUUCUCUUCCAAGAUUGUUUGGAAGUCUUCAGAGAGUUUGGUUUUCUCUCAACACCAUAUCCGUUGUUUGUCCACUUACAAAAUCACUGUGACAUAAAUGAGCAGAGGAAACUAGCAUCUGCAAUUAGAGAUGUAUUACGUGAUGCAUUGUAUGUGCAUCCAGAAGACAGCCAAACAGAUAUUGGUGAAAUGACUCUCGAAGAUCUGCGAGGAAAAGUAGUGAUUAUGGGACACAAGUUGCCACCAGACUGCAAAGAGGACGUGGGAGAAGUCCAUGAUGAGCUCCUCGAUGAUGAUGGUGCCGUAAUAGGUGGAGAAACUCAUCUUCUUUGUAGGGAGCUAUCAGAUUUAAUAUCACUUGGAAGCAUACAGGUGAAGGAACCUCACUCUGCAGUGUCCAGUGAAGUGGAAGUUGUUACUAAAACAUUCACUGGGAACAUGACAUCCACUUACCUAGAACCAUUCUUAAAUGAAUAUAAAAGGUACUUCACUAAGAUUAUCUUCAGUGAUUCAAAAAAUGUGCCUCAAAACAACAAACCAUUGGAUACUUGGAGCUCUGGCUGUCAAAUGGUGGCCUUAAACUACCAUGGCUCUGGCCAUUUGAUGGACAUAAAUGACGGACGAUUUCGUGAAAAUGGGGGAUGUGGAUAUGUUUUAAAGCCAGAAAUCAUGCGAGAUCACUUCACUUUAUAUAAAUCUGAUAUGAAAGACUGGAUACCUGGAGUGAAACCUCAAGUACUGCAUAUAAAGAUUAUAAGUGCACAACAUUUACCAAGGCCUCGAAGAUCUUCAGCGAAGGGUGAUGUUAUAGAUCCAUAUGUCAUCGUUCAAGUACACGGAACGCCAUCAGACUGUGCUUUAAAGAGGACUAAAACUCUUACAAAUGAAGGUGAAUCUCCAGUAUUUGAAGAAAGUUUUACUUUUUACUUGGCUCUGCCAGAAGCAGCACUAGUGAGAUUUAUAGUUCUUGAUGAUGAGUUCAUUGGUGAUGAUUUUAUUGGACAAUAUACAGUUCCUUUUACAUGUUUACAACCAGGGUAUCGUCAUAUUCGUUUGAUGGCCUCAAAUGGGGAACUGAUACCAAAUGCACUCCUGUUUGUCCACAUCUCAGUGACUUAUAAAAGAUGUUUUAGGGAGGGUGAAAAACCAACAAAAAAUGGAUGUUGUGGCUGCAGAGACAAGCAUUUUAAACUGUCUGUCACAAAGUGGCCACCAGGGAGAGCAGUGAAGGAAAUGAAGAAAAGAGCACGAUAUGCCAGAACUCUUGCCACCAUACUGAAGUUUGGAAUAAAAAACUUGGAUGACAUAUUCAAGGAUGUAAUUCCAGAUAUGGAAGAUGCUCUGCGGCUACGCACUGAAGCAGAGAUGGCGAUGGACGAGUUACGCUAUGAAUGUGGUGUAGAUGAAACAGCAAAUAUGAGUCACUGUUUGAAAGUACUGUUACAACGAUAUGAAGCAACCCCACAAAUAACUAAUGUGUCAAUUACAUCUCAGAAUGGGCUACAAAUGGUGAGAGUUCAAGGAUCGGACAUACCAGAAUUUGUUGACCGAAGUCUGGUAAUUUUGGAGAAAGCACUUAAAAGUUCACAGUACAUUUUAGAGCAUAGUGAUAACCUGGUAGCUGAACUUGAGAGGAAAUUGGAUGUCAUUCAAGUAGAUUAUGAGGAUUUCCCACAGUUAGCAGUGUCGGUUGGUGCCACAGGAAAGAGACUAAAUACUUUUGUGGAAUAUUUUGUUGUGAAUGUGCGGAGACUGAAGGGGCAAAUUGACCUACUAAAGACAUGUAAAGAAGACUCCCAACUCUUUUUGACACAGAUUUCUGAUGCUGCAGCUGUCAUGGAGAGAUUAAACAUUGGGAAAAAGCAACUGCAUACUUCAACUAAUGUUUCCAAAGUGAAAAUAAACAAGAAUUUAUCUGUGGAAAAACAGUCCUCAAAGCUACAUUCAGAUUCCAGUAUCGCAUCUACUGCACAACCUAGCUCAUCAGGAUCUUCAUCUGGUGAAAUAAAACUAAAGAGUAUUUUGAAGAGACCAACUAAUAACAAUCAACAUGAAAGUGUGGACUGUGAAGAGGCAUACUUUGGUAACAAUGUAACAACGAACAGUGCUACAGGGACAUGGAUGUAGAGAUGUGUUACCUCUGUAUAGGCGGUCUAUUAAUUCAAAGUAAUGAAAUCGUUGCCAAAGGAAGGAGAUAAACAAUUCUGUGUUUUUCUCCUGUCACAGGUCUGUCUGUGUGUGUGUGUGUGUGUAUGUAUGUAUGUAUGUAUGUAUGUGUGUGUGUGUGUGUGUGUGUGUGUGUGUGUGUGUGUGUGUGUGUGUGUGUGUGUGUGUGUGUGUAGUGAAUUACACUAAUUUUUCCACAGUGUUUGGUGUUCAUUCUAGAAUUUCUAGGAUAAUGUGUGUAUGUAAGGAUUACUAUAUUAUUAAAAACAUGUAAAAUAUCAUUAAGGCACAGUAAACUGAGCUGAGCUUCUUGCAUGCUUUUGUUAUUGUAUGAGAGACAGAACUCAUUUAAUAUGAAUGCAAUAUAUAAGGCCAUAAGUGAAAUGCCUUGUGUACAUGUGCGAUUCAUGCUGAUGUUGAAAUUAUAAAUUUAUUUUUGUUUUUUAUUUUUAUAUGGUGCCAAACUAUUUUAAGAACUUGAAAGUUACAGGUACAUUAAUAAAUACAGUGUACAUUGUUUCAUCAGCUGCAUAUUAAAAUUAUUUGUAAUGGCAUAAAAACACUUCUGUGCACAUACAUUACACCUUGCAUAGCUAUUGCCUUGUGGAAUAUCAUCUACUGCUUCUAAAAGAACAGCAAUUGCAUACUGCAGACAUUUAUGAAACUAGGCGUAAGCUAGCUAUUUCUCACUUAUUGUACCACAACCUUCUCAUAUCAGUUAAUCACCAGUACACAAAAGAAUUGUGCAAAAGUUGACAUAUGCUUAAGAUAGAUUAUAAAUUAUUUAUGUUCAGAAUAAAUAACAAUAACAUGUUUAAUUUUACUGUGACUAAAAGUCUGACAAUGUGAGCUGCAACUAAGAAAUUUAAAAAGGUUAAAAACAUUCUACUUAUUGUUAGAAAGUUAAAGCAGUGAGAUGUUAUUGGGAAAGGCAAUAAACAUUGCAUAAGUCCCUGCUUUUGAUAAACAGAAAAUGUGAAUUUUUAGUACAUACAAAAUUGAGUUGAAAAUAAAAAGGAACAUUUCUUUCAACAUUUCAGGGAAAUCUGAAUCAUGGUAUGACCAAGUCAAUUAUUUAUAGAUUUUGGAUCCAGUAACAGACUAAUAACCUGAAUGAAAUAAUAGGUUGUCAGAUGUUUACAGGAAUGUUCAGUCACUGUAGACGUAUGCAUUGUCAGAAAUUUCAGUUUUUUUCUCCACUCCAAAGAAUUAUUCUCCAUUCCCAGACUCCAACAAAUAAAUAUUUGUUUCUAACAUUUUUACUCAUUUUACUGCUCUUUUAGGGACUCUCAGUGAAAUAUCCUGAAUAUUUAGUGAAAUAUCAAAUAUUUUCAUUUGAGAAUAAGAUUUUAAAUUUUAUAACCUAUCUUUCUUAACCUUACUUAAAAUAAUAACAAAAUGAUGAGCUUCCAGAACAGUAUUUUCAUAUGUACAUAUUUUAAUGAUCUUUAACUGAUGUUAUGUGAUUGCACAUCUAUAGACAGCAUAGCAGAAAGAAGUCUUUCUUGUGUAGAAGCAGCAUUGGACUAUUUUAGCUGUUUUAUUUGUGUUCUUUCCUGGAUAUUAAAGUUUAGAGCAUUUUAGUUUCAUUCUUAUAGUUAACAGUUAGUAUGUUCACAAAACAGACCAAAAUGAAAUGGAAAAUAUUGGCUGUGGAAUAGUGAGACUUUAUUAAGCAACUAAUACAUAUCUACAUAGCUUCUAUCAAUGUUCUGUUGUUAUAGUGGAAAUUUUGAGUGAAAAUAAGUAUAAACUGAUAUUUUACAUAUGCCUGUGUUCACUAUUUGUGGAAUCAAUGUUGUUAAUUUGUUGGUUGUUACUUCCGUAAAAAGCUAUAUUUAUAAUAAUUUGUUGAAAGAAGUAUGGUGUAAUUUGUUAAAAUAUUAGCACUUGAAUCAUUUAUGUACUAUGCAGCAUUUUAAACUCUGUAGUUCCUUGUUUAAAAUAAUUGUUUUUUUUUUUAAAAGUGCUUUUUUUAAAAAGAAAAAGGAGAAUUUUUCUGAGACUCUUGUGUCUUAUUUAAAUAUCCUGUGCAGCAUAUAAUUUCACUCUUUUGUACAAUUUGCCAUCCCAUUAAACAAUGUAAGGUAUUGGCAGGUACAGUUCUUUAAUGUAUUUGAGUGAAGUCAUUGUGAAAGUUACAAAAUCUACUACCAUCGAAUUCUUUGCUGUGAUAAUUUUUGGGUCUCACUAAGUAUAUAACAUCAGGUAUUUACUAAUGACUGAUUUCCUUAUGCUUUGACAGUCUCUUCUUCACAACAGUGUAUUAUUAUAUUUAACAUUUUCUUACAGAAGACACUGUCAGGGAUGCCAAAUAAUGGUCUAAAUAAUUUAGGCCUGUAAUCUGAUAAAAUAUUUUCUUACACUGUAUGGAUCCAGUAAUGGUACCACAUGUAAAAAUACUAUUUUCAAGAUACAUAAAAUCCAUAACGAUAAUAGUGUCGAAAAUCUAAACUGUUUAUUGAUCCCUAGUAACCUAAAAUCUUGAUACUGUAAAAAUAUGCCAUGGUAAUAAUUUAAGAAGUACAGGGUCCAGUAUGUGAAGAUAUUUGAUUUCUAAAUAAACAUCAUACAGCAUUUUUUCAUACUAUCUGUUUUACUGCUAGCAUGUACAGAAGGUAAACUGUGUUUAAAAGUUUUGUUUAUACGAAGUAAGUGUUCUGUGAAAAACAUGUAAUCAAAAGGUUGAGAGUAUUGGGUGCAGCAAUGAGUGAAUAAUCAGCAUUCGGUGUGUGAAACUUUUUUCUUGUAUGGCUUGAGAAUUCUCUUCAAUCUUGUACAUAACGUAUAUUUUUCCACUGUGUAAAUAUGUAAUAAAAUUCUUUACGAUAUUGUAAAGUGUGUGAGCUGGAGAUAAGUAUUAAAAAUGUUCUUAACAAAGAAUGGAAAUGCACAGAAAAGAGUGCACCAUUUACAAAAUUGUAAUGAACAUGUAACUGUUUAUUUGAAAUUUAAAAUAACAGCAAGUUGUUUCAUAA